AUGCAGGAAGAACAGCAGUCAAUACCUGGGACUCACAGUAGGGAAAGUGUAACAAGAAUUGAAAGACCUCUGAAUAAUGAUGUCCUAUUACUUUAUGCGAUAGAUGUUAUGACUGCCGGUGAAGAGAAACAUGAUCUUACAGAGGCCAUACUGGAUCAAGACAUAGGAGAACUAACUUCCAUAUUUAAAGAAGCUGCAAGAUGCACUUUGCAGUAA
Diversispora eburnea is the source of this 216-nucleotide messenger RNA. Lineage: Eukaryota; Fungi; Glomeromycota; Glomeromycetes; Diversisporales; Diversisporaceae. The record is from the annotation of a GenBank genome assembly.